Molecule: messenger RNA, 936 nt
Organism: Penicillium brasilianum
Lineage: Eukaryota; Fungi; Ascomycota; Eurotiomycetes; Eurotiales; Aspergillaceae
Source: the annotation of a GenBank genome assembly
CCCCCAUACUUCAAACUACAUAGCCCAUACUGCAGGCAUUGCAGCUUCAACCCUCAACCCCCAAAUAUUGAUUAUUCCUCGACCAGUAUCACAUUUCCAGAGCCUACCAUGUCGUUUCAAACACCACCCCCUACGACAACCAUCUUUGAGGUGUCCUUCCCCAGCCCAGGGGUUCUCCUCGCAACGAUCAAUCGUGAGAAACGCAUGAACUCAAUCCCGUUGAAAGGUCACCAUGAAGGAACCGCUCUCUGGGACUGGAUGGACAACGAGCCGAGCAUGCGAGUUGGAAUUAUCACUGGCAAGGGACCCAAGGCCUUUUGCGCUGGCGCCGACCUUCUAGAGCAGCGUGAUAUCAGUCGCGGUGACGAGGCCAGACCCGAGAUAGGCGCCGAAGGCGGCUUUGCAGGGCUGAGUCAACGACGAGGAAAGAAGCCAGUUAUUGCUGCGGUGAAUGGUCUGGCACUAGGCGGCGGAUUUGAAAUCUGUCUGAACUGUGACUUGAUUGUUGCCUCCCCUAAGGCUGAAUUCGGUCUACCCGAAGUCCUUCGCGGGUUAUACGCUGGCGCUGGCGGACUGUCGCGUAUUGUUCGCGAUUGUGGAAUGCGAAUUGGCAGUGAGCUGGCAUUGACUGGACGUCGAGUACCUGCAGAAGAGGCGCUGCAGUUGAGAUUGAUCAACCGGAUUGCGAGAUCUCCAGAGUCGGUCUUGAAUGAAGCCAUAGAACUGGCCAAGGAUAUCGCUAGCAAGUCUCCCGAUGCGAUCAUUGUUUCUCGGUCGGGCCUCCGAGAAUCAUGGGAAACGGCUAGUACGAUAGAAGCCGACAAGAUCACGGCAGAAAGAUAUGGUAGAGGGUUGCUGACUUCGGAGAAUUUGAGAAUCGGAUUGGAGGCCUUUGCAGCAAAAAAGCAGCCCCAGUGGGUGGCCUCUAAGCUCUAG